This is a messenger RNA of Brachypodium distachyon (stiff brome), 970 nucleotides long. Its product is annotated as cytochrome B5-like protein. The coding region runs from base 294 to 656 and encodes 120 amino acids. The record is from RefSeq and is a predicted model, not a curated record. Lineage: Eukaryota; Viridiplantae; Streptophyta; Magnoliopsida; Poales; Poaceae. The transcript is spliced from 6 exons. Gene Ontology annotation, molecular function: heme binding. Gene Ontology annotation, cellular component: membrane; intracellular membrane-bounded organelle.
GUACAUAUCCUAACUGAAAGAAUCCUCUCCGCCUCUCUCCUUCGGCUCCUUGCCCCGAGCCUCCGACGCCCGCAUCUUGGAUUCCAUCUCCUCCUGGGCUACUGCUCUAGCAGAUCCGCCUCCCGCAGAACUUGCCACCCCUUGAUCUGGCCGCCCACCGCGCCAGCAACAGCACGCAGCCGUGGUUCGCAGUGGCUAGGCGGCUAGGCCGCAAGGGGAAGGCAGCUAAGGUCCCUGGCAGCCACGGUGAAGUUGCUUGUGUCACUGCAGUUCUGUAAUACCAGAGGAGCAAGAUGGACAUUUUUGUCAUCAUCUCACUUAUCUUGCUUCUGGCGCUAGGAGCUUUCUUUGUAAUCCCAAGAUCCCAGAAAAAAGGCGAAGCAAAAGAAACCGAUUCAGGUGCUAAUGGAACGACAUCCAGGAGCUAUACAAAGGAUGAGGUCUCAAAACACAACACGAGGAAGGAUUGUUGGAUAAUCAUCAAGGAUAAGGUUUAUGAUGUCACUCCUUAUGUGGAGGAACAUCCAGGCGGAGAUGCCAUUCUAAACAAUGCUGGGGAUGAUUCCACAGAGGGCUUUUUUGGUCCACAACACGGCACUAGAGUAUUUGAUAUCAUCGAGGAUUUCUGCAUUGGCUUAUUGAAGGCUUCAUCAUAGAGUGGUAGAAAGAGAUUGUGUUAAGUUCAUGGAUAAUUCAUUGCUAUCAAAGUAUGAGAGGCCGCAGAUUAUCCAUGUUUCAGUCUUGCAGUCAGGAGUUUGUUGUAGAGGUCAGAGUGAAUUUGUUCUACAACUGCAAUCAGCGCUGGGCUAAGCUCUUUUGAUGUAGUUUUAUUUUUCUACUGGAACUCCGUAGACAUCAUUGUAGCCACUAGUUGUGGUUAUACGCUUCUGAAUGUUUUCUUCUUGUCUGGAAGCAUGAAACCAUAAGGAAGUAUUUAGAUUUGAUGUGCUCGAUGCGUUUAUUGAUGUCA